Messenger RNA from Haliotis rufescens (red abalone), 2533 nucleotides. Its product is annotated as 5'-3' exonuclease PLD3-like. Gene Ontology annotation, molecular function: catalytic activity. The transcript has 11 exons. Bases 264 to 1769 code for a protein of 501 amino acids. The record is from RefSeq and is a predicted model, not a curated record. NCBI's taxonomy places the organism in Eukaryota, Metazoa, Mollusca, Gastropoda, Lepetellida, Haliotidae.
AAAGCGAUAAUAUAUUCGUGAUACACUCAAAUAGCUUCAGUGCAACGAUGGAAGAUGUAGCACACCUGGCCGUACCUCUUUACUGAACCUCCCCGACAAUCCUCAAGAUUAAACCACUGUGGUGUUAAAGCGAUCCAUAUGCCUUCAUUUUCUACAUAUGGUAUACACAAGUUGCAUCACGCUAGCAAAGGAAGACCGGGUGACUUCUCUAAUGACUUAACUACCACAAGACAUAGGCAAGGAAACAGAUCCAGUACUGAGCCAUGGGCCGAGAGGAGAGCUACAGCCUUGAAGAGCGUUCUAAGGGAGAGACGCCUACUACUAAGUCUAACCAGCAGAAUGAGAAGGAUGGUCUGGAGAGGUCAGACAUGACAAGGUCACAAAAGAUCGUGCUGUUCCUUGUCCUGGCCAUCGUCCUAUGUAUUGCUUUCACUAGCGGUCUUCUUGUCCACUUUCUCGCGCCGCCUAAUCUUCACUCCGAUCACCAAAACGGAAGUACCCAGACAGCCGAGGAGGUCACUACUGCACACUCAGACAUAGGAUGCAGCGACCAAUGUUGGUUUACGUUGGUGGAGUCCAUUCCUGAGAGUCUCCACUACCAAGACGAUGAACAGCCACACCCAAGCACGGGUCCUACCAUUUUGGAUCUGAUCCAGAGCGCAGAGCAGACGAUAUCCGUGGCGUCUUUUUACUGGACUUUGCAGAAGAAUGACACCACACCAAUGGACCCCAGCUCCAGACAGGGACAAGCUGUGUUUGACGCCCUGUAUGACAUUGGUAGUCAAGGUCAAGUGAAAAUUCAAAUUGUACAGAAUCAGCCAUCUGCAGAGUAUCCAGACGUCGACACAGAGAGACUUGCCGCAGCAGGUGCGGACGUGCGGAGCAUCAACUUCACCCGGCUGGUUGGAGGCGGUAUCCUCCAUACCAAGAUGUGGCUGGUGGAUGAACAACACUUCUAUGUCGGCAGCGCCAACAUGGACUGGAGAUCCUACACCCAGGUGAAAGAGUUGGGAGUGUUAGUGCAAAACUGCAGUUGUCUAGCAGACGACAUGGAAAAGAUCUUCCAGAUCUACUGGAAACUGGCCUCACAGGAAGCCAGCGUCCCAGCCUCCUGGUCACGUGACUUCUCACCAGCAUUCAAGAAGGGCAAUCCACAUGUUGUCGACACGGGAGCGGUGUAUCUCUCGAGCUCGCCACCAUCAUUUUGCCCUGAAGGUCGAACAACUGACCUUGACGCCAUCCUGGACGUCAUAAGCAAGGCCAGGGACUUCAUCUACAUCGCCGUCAUGGAUUAUAUGCCCUUUAUACAACUCGACGCACACAACAGGUACUGGCCGGUCUUGAAUGACGCACUGAAGACUGCCGCCUACGACCACAACGUCACCGUCUACCUCCUCGCCAGUCGCUGGCAACAUUCCAACCCCGACAUGUUCCUGUACCUGCGCUCCCUAGAGACGUUCGGCCAGUCGGUGCAAACACGGGUAGACUUGGAAGUGAGAUUAUUCGAGUUCCCAGCCAACCCUGAUCAGAACCAGGUUCCAUAUACACGGGUGAACCACAACAAGUAUAUGGUCACAGAUCAGCACGCAUAUAUAGGAACCUCCAACUGGUCAGGGGAGUACUUUGUAUAUACAGCGGGGAUAGGUUUCAUAAUGGAACAGCCACAGACUGACAACGACACCAUGUCCUUACGCCAUCAGCUGGAGAAUGUAUUCCUCCGCGACUGGAACUCGAACUACUCCCAUCCUCUCUCCUACUCAACUAACUAGUCCAGCCAAACACAGCCAUGCGAUAUGUGUGUCAGGACAAGACAUUUCAUUCAGUGCUGCAGUCACAGAGUUUAGAAAGAUGUCAAGAGGCUGCAGUAAGAGUUAUCAAGGUCAAGGUUGAUACCAAAAUGGCGUCUGGAUUCCUACAUCGCUCCGUGAAACUUCCUGGAUAUUGAAGAUGUAACAAUAACUGCAUCAUCAACAACAACAACAACAACAACAACAACAGUGGAAUGCAAAUAAUGUAAACUUUAAUACUUUAUCCCUCGGUAUUCCUGGUGUAUUCCGUGUAGUAUACUCACCACCAAAAGAAUCGCGAAUACCAUACAUGCUGGUUAAUAUAUGAAGAAUUACUCUUAUUCAAGAUAUCUUAGAUUGGUUCGUGUGAACCGACGCUCAUGAACGCAUCACAUUUCACGUCAUUGAUCCAUGACUAAAGAUGCAGUAUUUGUCUUGUGCAGGAUUAGCGUGUGAAAGCUUGGACAUCACGUGCAGCACAUCAUGAUAAGAAUACAGACACUCUGUGGUAACACUUGACUGAUUGUUAGUGUUGUCAUUAAGUGGUACACAUUCAAAACAUAUCUACUUAACGUACACAAGGCUCCAUAUGUUUCUAGAGUUCGCGUUUCUUUUGGCGGUGUAUACAAUGUGAGGAACGUUAUGGAACACCGGUCAGCUUUAUUACUAUGAUGCAAUAAUGAUCCCAACUGGCAGUAACGUGUCCUGUAAAUGUUCUGGUCUUGUAAAUGUUCUUGUCUUGUAAA